Molecule: messenger RNA, 1297 nt
Organism: Sesamum indicum (sesame)
Lineage: Eukaryota; Viridiplantae; Streptophyta; Magnoliopsida; Lamiales; Pedaliaceae
Product: D111/G-patch domain-containing protein
Cellular component (GO): kinetochore
Molecular function (GO): nucleic acid binding
Source: RefSeq, a predicted model, not a curated record
AGAUUUAUAUAUACACCCCUUUUCCCUUUUAUUAUUCAUAGCACAUAUCCUAAUUCGGGACGUGAGAUACACGUGACUGCUUCUUUGCAGUUAAGAACAGCAUAUAAAUGUGAAUAUGAGCAUCCCGGUGAAUGGUGAUGGAAAUAGGAAGUCUUUGGAGCUGAGAAAUUUAAUGGCGGGAGCAGAAGAAGAAGAUGAUUACAUGGGAGACCUUUCUCAGUUUCUACCGCCGGAAGUUUCUCAAUCUUCCUCAAGUAAGGGUUCUGGUGGUAAACUUGUAGUGUCGAAUUCUUCAAGCAAGAAAUCCAAAACACAAAAUUGGCAGGAGCAGAGAAAGCUCAAGCGGCAGCGGAGGCAAAUAGAAGAGGAUAUGCAAACAUUGGAAAACUUAGGUUCAGCAAUUCCGGAAUCUAAUAUUGGGUUCAAAUUGUUAAAACAAAUGGGUUAUGCUCCUGGCUCUGCAUUGGGCAAGGAAGGCUCUGGAAGGGCUGAGCCAGUGGUGCUGGAGAUAAGGAGGGGCAGGGGGGGAAUAGGUAAAGAGGAUCCCAAGGUAGAGAAGAUGAGGAGAGAGAAAGAAAAUGAAGAGAGUAUGAAGAGAAAAGAGGAGGAAUUGAGGGAAGAGUUUGGGAGUCGCCAGAAGGAGCGGUGGAGAGAAAGGAGGAUUGUAGUGAAUUUUCGGAAGGCAGAGGCUUCAUUAGCACAGUUGGAAAAGAGGGACAUUGUUGACGUGGAGAAGAAGGAAGAGGAGGAUGAGAAAAAGGAAGAGGAAGAAGAAGAAAUUACGGAAGAGGACUUGCUCAAUAUAUUGCUGAAGCUAAGAAAUGAGUUCUAUUACUGCCUCUUCUGUGGAUGUCAGUACGAGACAAUGGAGGCACUAGUGUCCAACUGCCCAGGGAUAAAUGAAGAUGACCACUAGAUUUUACACCCAUGGAUGGCAUCCGAGGUGUUUAAACUUGGUCUUUAGCGUCCAAGAUGUUUAAACUUGGUCUUUAUCAAAUUCCCAGCUUCUGGAGUGGAUUGGAUAACUUCCAUUCAAUGUUGCUGGAUUAUUCUGGCAUCGUGGCUGGUGCUCCAUGAUGGCUUUGAAGUAGAAGCUAGAGAGGAUAAUGUUUCGAAGAAACCCGCUGCUACUAAGAGUGCAUGGCUUCUUUUGAUUUUAUUUCAUAUUUCAAUCGGAGAUCCAUCCUAUGAAAAUACUCUUACGAUUUAAAGUCAUGUCGUCUGAUUAUGUCUGGUUAAGGAGCACUGACUACUAAAAAAUGCGUGUUGUAUACCAUCGACUUUACAGUGUUUGGCA